GCGCUAGAAAGCGUCUGUUGGGACCGGGCGGCCAUGAACCUAGUGGCGGAGCGGCGGCGGAGGCGCCCGGGGGAGCUGUGCCUGCCCGAGCCUGAGCGCAAAAGAGUAUGUAGAAGUCUGGAAAUUGUUCCACAGGAGAUCAAUGCUUGCCACCCAGCAAGCAAGUAUACUAUGGAUUACUGGGAUAUGGAGGAGGAUUUGAAGCAGAAAGAUCCCACUGAAUUGUUCAACCCUCAGAUUAUGAAAGAAAAACCAAAUUACGUGAUAUUUCCGAAUAAUGAAACCAGAACUGGUGCCCAGCCUUGCCCAAGAUGUAUUGCUGGAGAACCUGGACAUUUUGGCCAUAUUAUGGGUUUAUAAAAGAUCAAAGGACACUGAUACUCCAUUACAAAAUCUGUAUGAACUGGUUUGAGCUGCCAGAUUUUUCUACACUCUUCUUAAAUUGUAUGGCUGUGAGUUGUGUUUAUGAGGGUUUGUUUGUUUAAGUUAUCAUACAUUCUCAGAAACCUAUUUUUGUUUGCUUUUGUAUACCCUAAAAUAUGUUAUUACUUCAAAAGAAUAUUCAGGUGGAUGGUUCCUCCACCCACAAUGUGGGAUUGCUAACAUACUCAUUCUCACUCCUCAUAUGUAGAUCUUAUGUGCAAGGAGAUGACUAAGCAGGGCUAAGAUCUCUGCACAAGCUUUGGAACUGUUGGAUUACAGACAGCUUCUGUGGAUAAUAUAGAAAUUUUCUCCUGAAUCAUGUCUACAAAAACACCUAGUAAAGUUUGCCUUUGUAUGUGUGAAAUGCUUUAUCCUCUGACUCACCCAUCCUCGCUUUUAAAAUGUCAGAUUUAAUCUAGAGGGAAGUACUGUAUUUUCCAAUAAGAUGUAGAUCUUUAACAGUGGGGUUAGAAAACAUAUCAGGUGCUGAAAAAAUGAAGACCUGUCUGUUUUUAACUUACAAAUAACCAGUAAAAUAAUGAAAAGGGAGAAACUACUGCAAGAGAGGAAAAGAAAGAGGGAGACUUGAUUCUACUACAGACAAAGUUUAGGACAACAUCUUAUCUGAAAAUAUUUAGAAUCAAACAGGUAAUUCCAUACAUUUUAAUUGAGUUACUCGGUAGCAAAAAAAAACCUUUUUGCUGCUUCAAGCUUUAAAAAUCUGUCCACACAUUUUCACUUUUCAAUAUAUUUUGCUUGCAACCCCUCUUAAUCCAGCUUACAAUGAAAUAUUAAGGACAAGAUGUGCAACAGAUUGAGGAGAGUAGCUACUUGUAGUAUCUGAGUUGUACUGUAAGGGUGCACCCCUAUGUAUAUUGAGAGAGAGAGGCCUUAGCUAGACCUACAGUUUAGACAGCAACAGAGGAGGGAAGAUCCCACAAUGUGUUUAUCGCGAGAUCCCUCCUCUGUUUACAUGCAACGACCUCAGAAGGAGAGGUGUCGUGCCUGCCAUUUUUUAAAAAAAUUAAAGGGCCAGCAGUGCAUGAAUGCUUGUGCGCAUAAGGUAAGUGGUUUUUUAAUUUAAACUACUUUCCCCCCUCCCCCCACCCUCCCCCCAAUGGGCACAGCGCUCCCGGCUCCUCGCGAGGAAUCGCGCGGAGCCAGGUCAACACGUUCUGCGGUCUCGGGCAAAGCCUGGGACCAUGGAAAAACCAGGGCCAAAGGGGAGGGCGAGAUCCCGGGGCAAGGGAGGGAUCAUCCCUCCUUGAUCCCAGGAUCCCCUGUGCAUCAUAUGGAUGCACAGGGACGAUCCCGGGGAUCACUCAGGGGUAAAGCCCUGUCUAGCUAUGGCCAGAGAGAGAGAAAAGUCCUACAACUCACAGCAUGCCCUAAUCAGCCAUGCUAAAUAUGCAUAGGAUUGUACCCUAAAUACAGUUAUGUUCUGUCUUAGGAAUCCAAAACCUGUGAUAUUUAACUUAUUUACUCAGAGUACUCUAUUUUUAUUAACGUUUUAAUUAAGAUGUUUGAAUUUAAUCUGGAUUUUAUUGUUAGCUGUCUUGAGCAUCAUGUUUUUGGCAGAAAGGAGGGAUAGAAAAUAAAUUUCUUAAAAUCAAUGGUGCUUGAUUUUGGGGGAUUCCCCCUCAGCUGCCCGCACCGCGCACCAGCCUACCCCACUUAGCAGGGUUCCCCGUGGCAUCCGUGUAGCAUUUUCAGGAGACUGGACAGGCUGUUGUGGGCAAGAGGACUGGGCAGGGAAAUCUGCUUCCCCCAGUCCCAUUGCAUGCACCUAAACCUGGAGCUAACCCAAUGGCCCUGCUUUGGUUGUAGCGGGUUCUAGAUGCUGUCCAGUCAGCAAACAGUCCAGCCUACAGGUGGCUAGCUGACACAACAGAGGUGAUUUAAGACCAGGCAGAGAUCAGAGUACAGGCAGGCAGACAAGAGGGUCAGGCAACAACAAGAGUGAACAGGAUAACAAGCGGGAGGUCAACACGGUAAAUCAGUCAGGUAUGUUAUGCAGCUCAGAAGCAGAGUCGUUAGGCAAUCCAAAAGGUCGGGAAACAAGGUAUCAAUUGCAGAACCGGUUGAGGAACCCGGCUAUAAGGCAAGAUGGACCAAGUUGUUCCAACGCUGGCUGGAUUUUCUAUGAAGGCUUUUAAGCCCAAAGCCUGCUGGACCCCACCCAGAGCUCAGCUGCCGUAAUCAAGCCUCCCUUUCCGGAUCCUUAUUCCUGAGGAGUCACUUUCUCUUGAGGAGACCUUUUCUGGAGGGGAGCCCAGGGGUCAAGAGGUUGCUCAGCCUCUGCCUAGGGGCAAAAUCCCUUUCCCCUGACAGGGAUGGCCCUGCAACCACCUCCCAAGGGCUCAGGCUCCUGUGGGUCUGGUGGCAAUUCCUGGUCUGGGGUGCCCUGGGUUUCUGGGGCCUCUGGCUCUUCCUCCAAAGAGGUCUCCACCCGUAGGGGCAUGACACUAAUGGAUUUUCCUUUUAAUUUCCAUCAUGACAGUAUGGCAUACAUGGCCCGUUAUGCACAGGCCUUUGAAGUCUCUAAUUACAUUUUUGAAAGCUAUGAAUUGUUUUUAAAAGUUUGUGUGCUAAUUGUUUUUCCUAUUAGACCAUAGAACAUUUACAUAGGCCAGUAUGCAGUAUGAAAAUAUGGUCUUAGAACAAAGGUUUUUUUAAAUGAUGCUUUAAAAAUCAAUCUGUAAUAUAUUUGUUUUUUUCAUUCCAAUAUCAAACGGGGGUGGGGAGUUAUAACCACAAAAGUGUUGUUUUGAGUAAUUUUAAUAUUAUGACAUAUGGCUUUAUAGUGAUAAUUUUUUGCAAAUGUAUAUGCAUAUUAACCUUUUGUAUGCAAUAACUAGAAUCUCUACUUUCAUAUAUGUAAAAUAAGAUACAGGGUUUUAUUACUUUUAAUUCAGAUGAUAUGUCUGAUUUUUUUUCUUUGAACUUUAAAUCUUUGUAUUUUGUAAAUCACCAUUUAUAAAAAGCUGAAACAUUAAA
This is a messenger RNA of Elgaria multicarinata webbii, 3420 nucleotides long. It is a transcript of the gene C8H10orf143, whose product is annotated as chromosome 8 C10orf143 homolog. Lineage: Eukaryota; Metazoa; Chordata; Lepidosauria; Squamata; Anguidae. The record is from RefSeq and is a predicted model, not a curated record. Bases 34 to 360 code for a protein of 108 amino acids. The transcript has 5 exons.